This is a messenger RNA of Cyphellophora attinorum, 2100 nucleotides long. RefSeq names its product Transcriptional activator of proteases prtT. The transcript has 3 exons. NCBI's taxonomy places the organism in Eukaryota, Fungi, Ascomycota, Eurotiomycetes, Chaetothyriales, Cyphellophoraceae. Gene Ontology annotation, molecular function: transcription cis-regulatory region binding; DNA-binding transcription factor activity, RNA polymerase II-specific; zinc ion binding. Gene Ontology annotation, biological process: DNA-templated transcription; regulation of DNA-templated transcription. Gene Ontology annotation, cellular component: nucleus. The record is from RefSeq and is a predicted model, not a curated record. The coding region runs from base 1 to 2100 and encodes 699 amino acids.
AUGACCAGCAACAAAAGGCCACGUAUCGAGGAUGACCAGCUUCAGCAAGCAGCGACUGCUAACGCUGCGAAGCCCAGGUUGACUCGAGCUUGUGCCGAGUGCAAGCGGCACAAGAUCAAGUGCGAGGUUCAGCCAGGGCAGACAUCAUGUAACAAAUGUCUCAAAGGAGGCAUCGAAUGCGUUCCAUACAAUUUCACACAGAAAUUCGUCGAUGAAGAUGCGAGUUGGAAAUGCCAGGCCACAACAGAGCUUGCGCAGCUCAGAAGCGCAAUCCAGCAAUUGCUACGACACAACAACCUAUCAGAGCUGCCAGAGCUCGACGACAGGCUGACGCCGGUACGCACCUCGAACACCAUCAACGAGGUCUCCCCAGGCAACUUCCUGUCGGAAGGCCCAUUGGUGGGGAUCGACAAGGACUCUGAAUUGAUACCUGUACCAAUGAACAACCUCUACAGCUUGACAGAGCCCGGUCACUCUCACCUCAUUCGCGUGGAUCCAGCGGACAUCAAUGGCCCAGACUUUAUCACAAAAGGCAUUGUCACCAUCGCCGAGGCAGAAUACCUCUUCGCCUACUACCGCGACCGUAUCAAUCCCCUCCUAUGGGACGGAAUACUAUGUCCUCAUUCCACCUUACAAGAAGCACGACGAGCAUCGACUUUGCUGGUAGCAACUACGCUUACAGUUGCGGCUCUGCAUACCUCAGGAAGAGAGAAGAUCCUGCACAGCGUCUACGACGCCUUCGUCGCGCUUAUGCGAGGGUCAUGUCUGCUACGCAGUCAGAGUCUUGACGACAUUCGAGGCCUGUGCAUAGGAGCAUUCUACCUGACCAGCCUCAGCUGGGCACUAUGCAGUCGAGCAGUCCGUGUCGCGACCGAGAUGGACCUCCACAAAUCCUCCAUGCAGCUUUCUAGGGGAUCUCCCGAAGUCUACGAGCGUGUCCGUCUCUGGUACGUGCUGUACGUGUGCGACCACCAAUUCGCAUUAGCCUACGGCCGGCCUCCCAUGAUGCACGACGACGCUGCAAUCAGAAACGUCGAUAAGUUCUUGUCCAACAACCAGUCUACGAACGGUGAUCGCAGGCUGAUUGCCCAAGUCAACAUCUUCCGCAUCCUGGCUGACGUAUGGUUCAUGUACGGCUGCGACGCCGACCUCGAGCUGGACGAAAAAGACUUCCAGCGCCUGCGCUCAUUCAACGUGUCCAUCGACCAAUGGCGCUCCGCACAUCCAUCGAAACCCUUGGACUUGCCCUACCGCCAUGGCUACUUGUCAAAGGAGACAAUUCUCUACUACCAUUUUGCCAGAUUCCACCUGAAUUCACUAUCCCUGCGAGGCAUCUCAGCACACAACGCGCCCGAAAAAGUCUCGUACGCCGAUCUGAGCUUCGACCGACGCGAAGCCGCGAACCUAGCCAUCGAGGCAGCGCGAAGCACUCUGAAGCUAAUCAUCGAAGACCAAGAGCUUUGCGUGGCAUUGAUAGGAAUGCCCAUUUUCGCGCAUGCAAUGAUCGCUGUCUGCGCAUCGUUCCUGCUGAAGCUCGCGGUCGUGUUUGGGACCCCAAUCACACAACGCCACUCGCAUCUUGUUGGGCAUCAGGUUGUCGUGCCACGAGAUCUGACUGAUCUGGGACUCACUUUCCACGCGGAAGACACAUUGUCUCUGGUUCAGAACCUGAUGCGAACACUGAGCUCCGUGGCGGACAAGGCGAGCCAUCGGCACGUCUUGAGACAUGUCGUGACGGGCCUGCGGGAAGCCGUACAGAAGUUCAAUCGAGCUGAGGGAGACUACGACUAUGUCUACUCAGGCGCAAGCGGAAGCAAGGGUGCACCGAUCCAUAACACCGAUGGCUCAAAUGGAUACCUCCCCACGCCAACAACAGAACAAUACCCCGGCAACUUUGCCACAGCCAACCAAAGAAAUUCUCUUCAGACGCCUAAUCCGAACCAAGCUGUUACAACGACUAUGAGCUCGAUUGAAAAACGCACAAACUUCGAUCACGAGACGUUCACGCAAGACCCGUUCGAUCUCACUGGCGAUCUUGAUUGGCGUCUCAACGACACCCUGCUCUGGGGAAUGGAGGAUGAUCAACGGUACUGGCUGUGA